Molecule: messenger RNA, 1188 nt
Organism: Amphibalanus amphitrite
Lineage: Eukaryota; Metazoa; Arthropoda; Thecostraca; Balanomorpha; Balanidae
Exons: 4
Coding region: 146-1015 (289 amino acids)
Cellular component (GO): intracellular anatomical structure
Source: RefSeq, a predicted model, not a curated record
GAUCCAUCACUCUGACUGGGCCUCUGCUGUGUAUGGCUAGUGGCUCCCGGCGCUGUGUAAUGUGUAUUGUGUAAGGCUUGGACGGCCCGUUGUGCCCACCCCAAUCACCACGCGCCUCUGUGGUGUUGUUUUUUCUUCCACCGACAUGCCUCGUCUGGGCGUGUCGGGUUCAAAGGGCGCACGCUGUGGUCUGUAUAUAAGGCCAUGUUCCCACCGGUCGGCACUCUCAGUCGCCACCAUGAAGCUGCUGCUGAUCGCCUGCGUGUGCGCCCUGGCCGCGGCCGAGCAGCCGCAGCAGACCGUUCCGACGGCCGCUCAGCUGACGGUCGGCCUGACGCACCUGUACCGGCGCUUCCUGCACGCCGUCGCCCCCCGGCAGCUCGAGCUGCAGGAUGCGCUCGACAUCCAGUGGCGUAACGGCAUGAUGGCCGGCCCGCCGUUCCGCUCCCCGGUCCAGGCUACCUUUGGCGGUGUUGAGGCGCCGACCUUCUCCUUCGUGAACAGCAUGAUCACCCCCGGCCAGAAGGGCUUCUUCGGCAAGUGGAGCAAGCACGACACCUCGGAUCUGCUCAUGACCUACAACCGCGGCAGCCUGACCAAGAUCCACAUGCUGACCGACGGCGGCAUCCACAAGGAGGUGGUGCUUGGCAACCCUCUGCACAAGCACGGCGCCAAGUUUGCCGUCAUGAUCCCCAAGGGCACCUACUGCAUCUUCGAGUCGCUCUCUGAGGACGAUGCCGCCUUCGUCACCUACGUCGCUAUCCCCGCCUGGAACCCGGCCAACUCGCACAACUACUCCCAGAAGGAGAUGGAGGCCAAGUUCCCCGACUUCAGCAACAUGUUCCACGAGCUCUCCAAGCCUGGCGUGCACGAGCACGAGCACGGCGACGAGGAUUACGAUCACGAGCACGACGAGCACGACCACGACGACCACGACGAGCACGACCACGGCCCCCAGCGCCGCCGCCUCCGCCGCUUCCGCGGCCGUGGCCGCCGCUUCGGCGGACGCCACUAAACGCCCGCUGCCGAGACUCUGAGGCAGCACGGUCAUCGACCGACGCAGGGCACUGGCGGACGGAACGAAGCCAUGCUCAAAGCAAGUCACUUUGAAGUUGUUUUACAAUAUGACGCGAUGUACAUCCCAUCAUCGUUCCUUGUGCAAUACAAUUAUAAUUGUUUGACCACGAA